Messenger RNA from Neospora caninum, 600 nucleotides. RefSeq names its product YALI0B05610p, related. The transcript has 6 exons. NCBI's taxonomy places the organism in Eukaryota, Apicomplexa, Conoidasida, Eucoccidiorida, Sarcocystidae. Bases 1 to 600 code for a protein of 199 amino acids. The record is from RefSeq and is a predicted model, not a curated record. Gene Ontology annotation, molecular function: protein-folding chaperone binding; metal ion binding; ATP binding.
AUGGUUCUUCUGGAGCGACGAGAUGCUCUUGAGAGAAGUGCAGGAGGGGUGUAUCUCCCAUCCGAGUCGAAGGCUAAGCAGGUGAUUGCGAAAGUCCUCGAAGUGGGACCGGGCGACAUAAAUCGCGACACAGGCGCGCGGAUUCCUGUCGACGUCGCAAUAGGCGACUGGGCGAUCAUUUCCCGACACGCGUAUGACUCGUUCAAAUACAACGGCAAGGACUGCGUCUUGGUGGAGGCUCGGGACAUUCUUGCAAAAAUUCAAACGACUACGGAGGAGCGGGAUGCCAACCCUUCCGACAUUCUUCCUCUCGGGGAUACAAUUCUCGUGAGGAUCGUGAAGCAAGCAGAGAGAACGGCAAGUGGACUGUAUCUCCACCAGCCCUCCAGUGACAGGUCCAGAGGCCAGGGAGUAAAGCGAGCGCAUGUUGUUGCUGUAGGACCGGGCCGCUACAACAAGAACGGAGAGCGCGUGCCCAAUGAUGUGGUUCCUGGUGACGAAGUUUUGUUUCCCUCGUACAGCCAAGACGAACCGGACAUGAAGUACGGUGGCGAGUCCUAUGCGUUCGUGCGAACGGCAGAUCUCCUGGCAAAGUGGUGA